UUCAUUGCCUCACUUCUCAUUCUUAACGAUUCCUUUUCAGUUCAUUCCAGAUAUCACAGAAACUGAUCAAAAUAUAAAAACAAAAUUUUAAUUGAAGGGAGUGAGAGAUGACACUGUCUCCUUCUCUUUCUCUCCCUAACUUCCAUUCUUCCUUUCUUUGUUGCCCUCUAAAAUCCAAGCCUUCUGCAACAACUUUUAUUCAACCAAAACCCUCUUCUUAUCCACGCAUUAGAGCUCUGGAACUUGAUCAAAACACGGUAGUGGCUAUAAGUGUAGGACUCGUGAGUGUGGCUGUUGGAAUUGGCAUUCCAGUGUUCUACGAAACCCAAAUCGAUAAUGCAGCUAAGAGAGACAACACGCAGCCUUGCUUCCCAUGUAGUGGAUCUGGUGCUCAGAAAUGCAGAUUUUGCUUAGGAUCUGGCAAUGUGACAGUUGAACUUGGUGGGGGUGAAAAUGAGGUGUCUAGAUGCAUAAACUGUGAUGGUGUUGGUUCACUCACAUGCACAACUUGUCAAGGUUCUGGAAUUCAACCUCGUUACCUUGAUCGCAGAGAAUUCAAAGAUGAUGACUGAGGCAAGCUAAGAAUAAUUGGCUCUGAUUUUGGAUCUGAUAUGAGGUUAAUGUACUUAUUUAAUGGGUUUGAUAUGAGUACACACCUAAUGCAAUUGGCAAAAUCAAAACCAUGUUCAUCCUUUGAUUUGUUUACAUUUUAAUCAGUGAUUUGAUAUUAUUAGGCUACUCACUUUUGUUGCCUAUGUGUGUUGAUGUUAUUCUUUUUAUCAUCUUCUAAUUUAAUCCAAACAUUGUACAUCAACACAUUCUAUCAAAAAUUCGUUAUUUCAAUUUCUUUUCAU
Messenger RNA from Vigna unguiculata (cowpea), 854 nucleotides. RefSeq names its product DnaJ/Hsp40 cysteine-rich domain superfamily protein (gene LQY1). NCBI's taxonomy places the organism in Eukaryota, Viridiplantae, Streptophyta, Magnoliopsida, Fabales, Fabaceae. Gene Ontology annotation, biological process: photosystem II repair. The record is from RefSeq and is a predicted model, not a curated record. Gene Ontology annotation, molecular function: protein disulfide isomerase activity. Gene Ontology annotation, cellular component: chloroplast.